AUGGGCAGAAAAGAAUUUCGUGAAUAUUUGAAACGGAAGGAAUCAGAGGAGAAAGAACUGGAAAGAAAGAAGGCGAUAAUAAAGGACUCGUAUCUUAACAACAAACCGGUACCGUUUCAUCUCCGAUCCGAGGCCCGGGAGCUGAUGGAUGAAAUUAUAUACGAGACAGGCCAACAAAGAGUCUCAAAACCAUUGAAUGUGUAUGUGACCACAUCAAGAGACCCGUCAAGCAGACUGAAACAGUUUGCCAAACACCUUUCACUAAUUUUGAACGCCUCUUCUGUAACACGCGGUAGUAUGACGAUCAAGGAACUAGCCGAACAAAAUUUUGAUGUUUUGGUUAUGGUUGGCGAGUCACAUGGGCAGGCUAAUUCGCUAAUUCUAACAUAUUUUCCGUACGGACCGACAUUCUAUUUCUCUCUGCACAAUGUAAGGCUCCUUUCACGAACUAAGCCUUUUAGUACAAAGGCGCUGCUGAUUUUGGAGAAUUUCGGCACGGACAUUGGGCUCAAGCUGAAACAAAAUUUGAGCUAUAUGUUUCCGAGUGUCGAAAAAGGUAAGCGUGUCGUUGUAUUUCAUAACAAAGAUGACAUUAUCAGAUUCCGACACUACUUCUUGGAACAUAAUCCUGAAGAGGACACUAUACGGUUUGAUAUGAAAUUAUACAAAGUUAUGAAAGGUUCGCUUGAGUUUGAAGGUGAUCCCGAGUGGGAAUUGAGAGCUUUUAUAAAUACCGCUAGCAAAAACAACGUGUUAUAGAGGAUACGUUGUACAGGUACUCUGACAAACGACAGUUGCUAGUAACUAAAUUUAUUCGUCAAA
Messenger RNA from Vavraia culicis subsp. floridensis, 822 nucleotides. RefSeq lists its product as uncharacterized. The transcript has a single exon. The record is from RefSeq and is a predicted model, not a curated record. NCBI's taxonomy places the organism in Eukaryota, Fungi, Microsporidia, Pleistophoridae. Gene Ontology annotation, biological process: rRNA processing. Bases 1 to 759 code for a protein of 252 amino acids. Gene Ontology annotation, cellular component: small-subunit processome; Mpp10 complex; nucleolus. Gene Ontology annotation, molecular function: rRNA primary transcript binding; snoRNA binding.